AUGUCCUGCAGCAAAUCUCAGUCUGGUGAAGAGGACGAUCACCUCAGGAUUGUCCUGGUUGGAAAAACUGGAAAUGGAAAGAGUGCAGCAGGAAACACCAUCAUCGGAAGAAGAUGUUUUGAAUCCACCUCAUCUGCUGCUUCUGUGACAGCAGAGUGUCAGAAGGAAACAGUCGAGUUUGGAGCUCAAACUCUGACUGUAGUCGACACUCCAGGUCUGUUUGACACCGUCAGAUCUAAAGAUGAGGUAAAAUUAGAGAUCGCUAAGUGCAUCUCCUUCUCUGCUCCUGGUCCUCAUGUGUUCCUGGUGGUGAUCCAGGCAGGAAGAUUCACUGAAGAAGAACAGCAAACAGUGAGACUCAUCCAGGAGCUGUUUGGAGAGAAGUCAUCAGAAUACACCAUGGCCCUGUUCACCCGUGGAGACGAUCUGGAGGCCGACGGAAAGUCCAUAGAAGACAUAAUAGAAGGAAACCCAGCUCUGAAGAAGUUCAUCAGUCAGUGUCGGGGAGGAUAUCAUGUUUUUAACAACAGAUCCAAGGAUCGCUCUCAGGUCGAAGAGCUUCUGAAGAAGAUCAACACUCUGGUUCAGAGGAACGGAGGAAGAUGCUUCACCAACGACAUGCUGCAGGAAGCUGAGAAAGCCAUAAAAGAGAAGCAAGAAGAGCUGAUGAAGCAAAAUCCAGACAUGACGGCUGAAGAUGCAAGAAAAGAGGCUGAAAAAGUCAACAAGUUUAUCAAGAGUCCUGACUUGAAUCCAGCUGAGAAUCUGUGGAGGGAGCUGAAGAUCAGAGUGAUGGCAAGGAGACCUUCCAACCUGAAAGAGCUGGAGCUCAUCGGUUAA
This is a messenger RNA of Acanthochromis polyacanthus (spiny chromis), 840 nucleotides long. RefSeq names its product GTPase IMAP family member 7-like. Bases 1 to 840 code for a protein of 279 amino acids. The transcript has 3 exons. Gene Ontology annotation, molecular function: GTP binding; nucleic acid binding. NCBI's taxonomy places the organism in Eukaryota, Metazoa, Chordata, Actinopteri, Pomacentridae. The record is from RefSeq and is a predicted model, not a curated record.